AUGGCUCACUUAUUCAGCAAUUCGGGACUAAAUGAAGGAGUUCUUGAUAAUUUUGAACCUGAGCUUCAAGAAAUUAUUUUAUCCUUGGAGCUACCUCCUGUGAAUCCUGUGAGUCCAAUGAUAAAUUCCAAUGAAUCUGAUGCCUGUCACAAAGUUUUUGAUCGAGAAUCAUCGACGUAUGAGCAACGAUCAAUUAAAAAAAAGAAUUCAGUUCAACGCGCAGAAAGAGAACUGCUUUUACAACUGAUCAACUUUUACAUCUGGAGAAGGAGUUCAUCACCCAGGGCAAGUACUUGGGAAAAAAUCAAAAUCGCCGGAGAUUUGGGAUUAAGUGAUCGACAGGUUACAGUUUGGUUUCAAAAUCGUCGCAUAAAAGAUAAGAACGCUGGAUCAAUCAAAGUCGACAAAGACGCGGAGAAGGAUCCUAAGACCGCUCUGCCUGAUAAUCAAAUUGGAUGCAAACAGAGACACAUGGAAAUCAAGAAAGAAAUAACAUACCAAAACACUGGCUUUGUUGCUUCUGCUUCUGCUUCUGUUCCUGCUCCAGUUAUAAUUCACGGACGUGAGAAUCAAAUGCAUACUCUCAACUACAGCAGCAAGUCAUCUACUGUCAUCCCCCAACAUCACCUGAGUAGUUGGAAUUUCCAUAAUAGAAUCAACUACGACACAAUUCAAAAUCAGAAUUAUAAAAAUUUUAAUGGUCCUGACUGGAACUAUAAUUUCAUCAAUGAACAUUGUUCAAUUUCCAACGGAUACGCACACGAAGUCAAAGCUAAGGAAACAUUUCACACUUAUUAUUUAAAUAAUUGCACUUCUAAUAAUCAUGAUUAUUAUCCGCUUGGCUGGAAUAAGUAG
Molecule: messenger RNA, 855 nt
Organism: Cotesia congregata
Lineage: Eukaryota; Metazoa; Arthropoda; Insecta; Hymenoptera; Braconidae
Source: the annotation of a GenBank genome assembly